Musca domestica (house fly) is the source of this 858-nucleotide messenger RNA. RefSeq names its product augmin complex subunit msd5 (gene msd5). The record is from RefSeq and is a predicted model, not a curated record. The transcript has a single exon. NCBI's taxonomy places the organism in Eukaryota, Metazoa, Arthropoda, Insecta, Diptera, Muscidae. Bases 64 to 831 code for a protein of 255 amino acids.
AUCGACGUCAAAAAUUAAUUUGCUCAACUUUGUACUCCUGUUUUUUUUGGUGUUUGCCGCAAAAUGUCUGCAAGUGAUUUCGAUAAAAUUGAAUCAGCUUUAAAUGAAAAAUAUGAGUCUGUGGUUAAGACUGCUUUGGAACAAUCAAAUAUUACGGACCUCAAAGACUUCUAUAAAGUUUACUACGACGAGAAAAAGGCAAUUGAUGAGGAGUGUGUGACCCCUACGAAAAAAACUCCGAAGCUAGAAAAUUUUGCUGAAGUUUUUAAACUUUUGGAUGUACAUCCUCCAAAUUUGCAAAAGACUAAGCCAAAGGUUCCGCCAAUGCGCGAGAGGGCUAACUCUACUAUAUCCCGUUCUUCUACAUCAUCUAUCAACGAUUUGUCUUCAAGUUUAAGCCAAAAGGAUUCCUCGACCAGUUCAUUAAAUUUGGCAACAAAGUAUGAGGAACCAACUGUCAAACCUUCUGAUACUUAUAAAAAUUUUAUUAUGUUUCAAAAACAACUAAAACAAGUUCAGCAAGAAUUGGAGCAACAAUCAGUUGAAAAAGGUUAUGAGGUAAAACUAAAACAGUUGGGUCACUUUUCACAGCAGCUGGAAAAACUCUUGCCUUCCGACAAGGUGGGUCAGCCAGCACUAACUCCUGAGGAGGAAAAAAUUCUUAGUGAGUUGGUGGAAAAAAUGGAUGAUUUAAAUUUUAUACGAACAAAUCAUGGAUUAUUUUGCCAACAAAAUAACCCAAUAUUUAAUAAUUCACAAAGAUUAGAUAAUGUUAUUGACAUACUUUCUCAUUGUUUAAUUUCUGUUAACUCAUUUAACUUAAAUGUGUAAAAAAUAAAUUAUGCGCUUCAACCGUAA